AUGGCAAACCCUAGAAGGAAUUCAUACUCAAACAGCACAGAGAACCCAUUUCAGCUCCAAAAUCAUUCAAGAAUAUCAUCUAUAAAGCAUUUUUUAAAAAAGCCACAUGCUUUCCCUUUUUUGCUCUCAAUCUUUCUCUUCCUCGCAUGGGUUUCUCUCAGGCUCCAGCACUCCUCUUCAAGAUUGUCUUCUAGUAACAGUCUCCAUUGGAGCAAAGAGGAGGAUGAGAAGGCUAAUUUGAUAAGGUUUAAAUCUGGGUUCUUAAGUUCUAAUGAUAAGCGUGGCUGGUUACUUGACCCUGUGUCUAUUGCUCUUGAAUCUGGCAUUAAAGGUGGAGCUGUGUCUUGUGCUUCUAUUCAUGUUGGUGAAAUUAGACCUGGUGGUGUAAGGGGAAAUCACAGGCACCAUACUUGCAACGAGACAUUUGUGAUUUGGGGUGCCAAAACGUUAUUUAGGGUGGAGAACAAUCAGAUAGUCGAUAAAGGUUAUGCUGAAGUGAUUGUAGGCGCAGAUGAAGUUGCUGUUGCAGCUAGCCCGAGUGGAACAGCCCAUGCAUUAGUAAAUAUGGAUCCUACGCAUACUGCAUACCUUUUAGGGUGCCAAGACAGCACAAUAAACUAUAACAGCUCAACUACUGAUUUUAGUGUUUGGAAAGAUCUCUAG
Dovyalis caffra is the source of this 663-nucleotide messenger RNA. Lineage: Eukaryota; Viridiplantae; Streptophyta; Magnoliopsida; Malpighiales; Salicaceae. The record is from the annotation of a GenBank genome assembly.